This is a messenger RNA of Chiroxiphia lanceolata (lance-tailed manakin), 4042 nucleotides long. RefSeq names its product TEA domain transcription factor 3 (gene TEAD3). Gene Ontology annotation, biological process: positive regulation of transcription by RNA polymerase II; hippo signaling; embryonic organ development. The transcript is spliced from 13 exons. The coding region runs from base 117 to 1415 and encodes 432 amino acids. NCBI's taxonomy places the organism in Eukaryota, Metazoa, Chordata, Aves, Passeriformes, Pipridae. Gene Ontology annotation, cellular component: transcription regulator complex. Gene Ontology annotation, molecular function: RNA polymerase II cis-regulatory region sequence-specific DNA binding; DNA-binding transcription factor activity, RNA polymerase II-specific. The record is from RefSeq and is a predicted model, not a curated record.
UGUCGUGUGUUCGUGGGGGCUCAGGGUCGGAGCCCAGAGCAGCCAGCACCAUAGCGUCCAACAGCUGGAACGCCAGCGGCAGCCCCGGGGAGGGGCGGGAAGAUGGCCAGGAUGGCAUGGACAAGAGUCUGGACAAUGAUGCCGAGGGUGUGUGGAGUCCGGACAUUGAGCAGAGCUUCCAGGAGGCGCUGGCGAUCUACCCACCCUGUGGCCGGCGGAAAAUCAUCCUCUCGGACGAGGGCAAGAUGUACGGUCGUAACGAGCUGAUCGCCCGGUACAUCAAGCUGCGAACGGGAAAGACACGGACGAGGAAGCAGGUGUCCAGCCACAUACAGGUUCUAGCUCGGAAGAAGGUGCGGGAGUACCAGGUUGGCAUCAAGGUCUCUAGCCACUUGCAGGUUCUUGCCCGACGGAAAUCUCGUGAGAUUCAGUCCAAGCUGAAGGCCAUGAACUUGGACCAGGUCUCGAAGGAUAAAGCUCUGCAGAGCAUGGCUUCCAUGUCCUCUGCGCAGAUCGUGUCAGCCAGCGUCCUGCAGAACAAGCUCAGCCCCCCACCUCCUCUUCCUCAGGCCGUCUUCUCUGCUGCCCCCAGGUUUUGGAGUGGGCCUAUCCCAGGACAGCCUGGACCCUCUCAGGACAUUAAACCGUUUGCACAACCAGCUUACCCCAUCCAGCCACCCAUGCCUCCAUCACUAGCCAGUUACGAGCCCUUGGCUCCGCUCCCGCCAGCUGCAUCAGCCGUGCCUGUCUGGCAGGACCGCACCAUCGCCUCCGCCAAGCUCCGGCUUCUGGAGUACUCCGCCUUCAUGGAGGUGCCGCGGGAUGCUGAAACGUACAGCAAACACCUCUUUGUGCACAUUGGCCAGACGAACCCCUCAUACAGCGACCCACUGCUGGAGGCCGUGGACAUCCGCCAGAUCUAUGACAAGUUUCCUGAGAAGAAGGGUGGCCUUAAGGAACUCUAUGAGCGUGGGCCCCAGAACUCCUUUUUUCUCGUCAAAUUUUGGGCUGAUCUGAACAGCACGAUCCAGGAUGGGCCAGGGACCUUCUACGGUGUCAGCAGCCAGUACAGCAGUGCAGAGAACAUGACCAUCACAGUAUCCACCAAGGUGUGCUCUUUUGGGAAGCAGGUCGUGGAAAAAGUGGAGACGGAGUAUGCACGUCUGGAGAACGGACGGUUCAUCUACCGCAUCCACCGGUCUCCCAUGUGCGAGUACAUGAUCAACUUCAUCCACAAACUCAAGCACCUCCCAGAGAAGUACAUGAUGAACAGUGUCCUGGAGAAUUUCACCAUCCUGCAGGUUGUUACGAACAGGGAUACCCAGGAAACCUUGCUCUGCAUUGCCUUUGUUUUCGAGGUCUCCACCAGCGAGCACGGCGCCCAGCACCAUGUGUACAAGUUGGUCAAGGACUAGGGGCACUCGGGGACAGGCAGGGGCACAAAGGGCAUGCAGGGGAGGGAGGGGGCCACGCAGAGUAGCCGCCCGUGCCUGUUGCCUUGUGAGAAGUCAUCUGAAGAGAGGAGGAGGAGGAAGAACAACAAUAGCCAAAAAAGACUGACUUGUGAUUGCAGAUGUUUUCUACUUAGGAACAGUUUUUGUUUUUUUUUUAAUAAAUGAAAAAAAAAACCAAAAAAACAAAGAAUGGGAAAAGAAACAUAGGGAGAAAGGAAACCCACAUCCGGUGCUGGAUGAGGAGAGACCGGUCCUCGGUGUUGCUGAUAAAGGCCAGGAUCCCACCGUGCCGUCACCAGCGGGAUGUCGGAGCAGAGAACGACCCUUUCUUUCACCCCCACCCUCACUCAGAAGUGGUCCUGGUCCUGAGUGGAGAGGAGUGAGCACAGAUGGGCUGGAGGAGGGGCAUUGCACCAGGUCUGGUCCAAAACUGAUUGGCAUGGCAGCAUCAGUGUCAUUGGCACAGCUUGGCAGAGCCCAGGUGGCAGUGGGGACCUGGGGACAGAUCUGCAAGGCAGGAGCAGGGCAGAGCAGAGUGGAGGAGGGGGACAUUGCUGCCUCCCUGGGGCUGGCAGCCGGGAGGCUUCUCUGUGUGCAGUUGGGGCACUGGGAACCAGUGGCAGUGAAGGCAUGAGGGCAUCAACAAUGCAAACCAUGUUUUUUUAUGGCUCUUUCUUUUUUUCUUUUCCUUUUUUUUUGUUAAAGUGCUUUUUUAAUACUUUUUAAAAGGACACCGUGCUUGUAAUCGGGAUGAUGACCCUCUGCAGUGCCUGGGCCUUUGCCCCGUGCCGUGCUGGUGACCAGCAGAGGGGACAGCAGAGUUUACUGGGUUGGAGGCAACAGCGGAAUUACCAGGCACGGGGAGUGGCUUGUGUAGGGAAGGCUCAGGAUGUUUUCAUCUCUGGCUGGUUUUUGUGUGGGAUCCCCUGAGCUCUGUGUGGGCUUUCAAGGAUAGCGCUUGGGGGUGGCCCAGCCUCAAUGUCCCUGCUGUGGUCACUUGCUGAGGAGUCAUGAGUAGAGAGCAGUGAGGUUAGAUUUGCCUGAUUUACUUUGCAUAUAUACAUUUUCUUUGUUUCGGUUCUUUUUUCUUCACCUUUUUUGCCUUUUUUCUGUGUUGACUGUUCUGGAUUGCUCUGUCCACUUGCCUGCAUCCUGUGGGAAGUGGCCAGAGAAGUGGCUCGUGCAGGGAAAAGCAUAUUGAGCAACAGAGGCUGUCAGUGGGCAGGGUUUAGGACAGAGAGGACAGAGACAGAGAGGGGACAGAGAACAGGAAGGAUGCCAGGAUAAGGGACUGGGUCUGCUUGUGGGUAUUUUUGUGGCUGCAGCCCAAAGUAAGCCAAUGCAGCAUGCCCAGUGCUGAGGCUGCGACUGCAAGGACAGAGGCUGGGAAGAGCAUCCCCGAGGUGCAGGAGGGGCACAGAGAGACAAGGUGGCAUGGAGCAAGGUGGCAGGAGGCUGGUGGGGGACAGGGAGCCCGAGGUGGCCAGGUCUGGACGGGUUUCUCGUGUUGGCAGGGGAGCGAAGGUGGCAGGAAAUGCAGAGACCAGUGCUGCAGGGGGGCAGGAGUGGUUUGAGGGGGGCUAAAGCCCAGGAUGGGGAGACAGGGCAGGUUUAGGCUCAAUGCUGCCAGGUGCAAAGGAGCAGGAACAGCCUCAGAGCCCAGGAAAGUGCCUUGGCUGCCACUCUGAUGCCUUGUGUCUGGUGAGGCAUGGGGACUUUGACCUCUUGCUGCUGGGAGAAGACACCCGUCCCUGUGGGACAGUGCAGAGCCAUCCUGGCCCCACGCCCAGCUGAGGGCUCUUUGGUGGGACUGGACUUAGGCAGCUGCAGUGAACAGGGCGAGAUGGAGCAGGGUGGAAAGAGAGAGGGAAAAAUCCAAGGCAAGGCACUGGCAUCCUAUCCCAGUGCUGUGCCAGGGCUGCCUGGCUGAGUUCUCAUAUGUAGCAUGUUUGUUUGUUGUUGUGUUGUUGUUUUUUUUUUUCUUCUUCCCUUUCACUCACUGAUCUGAAACUCUGGGAAUGAAAACUCAAAACUCCCCCACCAUAAAACACCGGUGUGCCCCACUCCCAGCCCCAACCAGGGACAAAGCUCUUCAUUAACUGGACUGGUUUGUGCCUCCACCUUCCCUCCAUCCCUGCAUCCCUCCAUCCAGCCUGCACUGAGCCCCAGGGCGUGCACCCACACCCCAGGCACAUGCUGACUGGUGCCCCCAGCAGCCCUGGCCGGGGUUUAGCCAGGAUCCCAGAGACACUUUCUCAACUCCCCUGCCCCCCGGCCCCUCUGUUCUCCUCCAGUGUAUUUAUGAAUUUCACAUGAAGUACUGUUUUAUUUUUUUAAAGACUUUGUAAAGCUUACCAGGGUUACAAUCACCAUUUUUAGAGCUGUGUCAGUCCACAAUGUUAAAAAUCCAAUUUUUUAUGUAUUAUAUUUUUUGUGUAUUUUUUUUAAUCCAGCUGUGAUGGGUUGUAUCAUAUAUUUGUUGUGUUUACUGUAUCUGUCCAACUUCAAAGAGAGGAGACUGUAGAGCUCCGAAAAAACUACAGUCUGCUAAAUAAAUAUUAAAAUUAUUUGUUCAUGGGUUGGCUCAA